Molecule: messenger RNA, 298 nt
Organism: Didymodactylos carnosus
Lineage: Eukaryota; Metazoa; Rotifera; Eurotatoria; Philodinida; Philodinidae
Source: the annotation of a GenBank genome assembly
AUUAUUUCAACAAGUUGCAACCGCCAAUGCACAACACCAAAAUUCAUUGGCGAAACUACGAUUUGAUACGAAUCGUCCUGAUCCACACUAUGAAAUUGACGAUUUGGUAUUGAUUAAAGUUCUGGAUAAGUCGUCCAAAUUGGAAGCACAAUUUGAAGGACCAUACCGCAUUACUGAACAAAAAGGUCCUACAACCUUUGUGGUCAAAAUUGAAGAUCCAGAAGAAGAUGAUAAUCCUAAUUUCACUAAGCAAGUUACUACAUGUGAUAUGAAACGUGUUAUUACGCGCGAUAUUUGA